Messenger RNA from Apis dorsata (giant honeybee), 1066 nucleotides. RefSeq names its product RNA-binding protein Rsf1-like (gene Rsf1). Bases 195 to 800 code for a protein of 201 amino acids. Gene Ontology annotation, molecular function: RNA binding. The transcript is spliced from 3 exons. Lineage: Eukaryota; Metazoa; Arthropoda; Insecta; Hymenoptera; Apidae. The record is from RefSeq and is a predicted model, not a curated record.
CGAGCAGACUGUACGUGCAUUUGGCGUCUGGGUUGGAGACGCCAAGACAUCGGAUGCAGUUUCUGUGCACUGUGAACCCCGGUUGAUUCUUCUCUAUUGAUUGUAUGUAACAGCGUACUGGAUAUUCUUUUUCUACUCAAUUUUUCGAGAAAUUUAGUUAAGAAUUGAAAGUUAUAAGGAAAGUACAAGUAAAAAUGACACCAGAAGGAUAUACGCGUGUUUAUGUCGGUGGAUUAAAUGAAAGUAUAAAAAAAGAAGAUCUUCAAACAGAAUUUGAAAAGUAUGGCAAGCUAAACAAAGUUUGGGUAGCAUUUAACCCGCCAGGUUUUGCAUUUAUUGAAUUUUUAAAUAUGAAUGAAGCAGAACUUGCUUGCAGCAGUAUGAAUGGUACAGAAAUUAUGGGUGCAAAAUUAAGGGUUGAGAUUUCACGGGGUAGAGGUCGUGGUGGAGGCAGGGGUGGUAUGGGAGGAUUCAGAGGAAAUCGAGGAGGUGCAGCUAGAGGUUAUGGUUCUGCUGCCUCUAUUGCAUUCAAUUAUAGAGCAAAUAAUAUGUAUGCAGAUUAUGGAGGUUAUUAUGCAGGCAAGGGUGGUGGAAAUAGAAGUAGAGACUAUUAUGGAGAAGAUUAUAUGACUAAUCGUGCCAGUGGGUAUGUUACUCGAGAUGGAUAUACACAGGAUGUCUAUAAUAGUGGAGAUCCAAAUGCUGAUUAUUAUACCAACAAAGGCACUGGCACAUCAAGGUAUCGAAGUCGUUCCCCAGCUGGUCGUGGCAGUCAUCGUCAUCUUCGUGAAUGCACAUAAAAGAUCUACACUGCAUUGCCAAUCUGAACUGUGGGCCAAUCAACAGCCCAUCCUGAUGACUACAUUUCUAUCCAAUCUACGCAGCGACCUGUAUAUAGACAAGAACUACCAUUGCAGAUCAAGUUGUGCAAUAUCAUUUGUAUAGUAUACUUUAGUUCUACAGUUUGUAAUCAUUUUCAGAAACAUUACCCAUUAUUCACAAACAAAAUCAUUGCAAACUUUAUAUAACAUGAAAAUGAAUCAUGAACGAAAUUUGAAUCAAGCUA